Messenger RNA from Colletotrichum destructivum, 1683 nucleotides. Its product is annotated as Putative CENP-V/GFA domain, Mss4-like superfamily protein. Gene Ontology annotation, molecular function: carbon-sulfur lyase activity. The record is from RefSeq and is a predicted model, not a curated record. Bases 702 to 1586 code for a protein of 294 amino acids. NCBI's taxonomy places the organism in Eukaryota, Fungi, Ascomycota, Sordariomycetes, Glomerellales, Glomerellaceae. The transcript is spliced from 5 exons.
AGUACAAGGUCAUUUCCUACAACCAGAACUGACAAAUGGCCACCAUCCACCAAGUUUAAGAAACCCUUCCCAGAAUGAGUGAUACGAGAGCGCCCGUCAGCGCGGGGCCAAGUUCGUCCCUGACGCAGAGCUAGCCCAACUCGGAUCUGGGAACCCAGCUCCCGUCACUGGCUGGCCGACUUGAGACAAUGCACAAGGAAAAAAGUGAAAAAAGUCACCUGACGACGUGGACACCUCGCGUUGAUCGAGAUUCGCUGCGGUCCUGUGGCUUGCCCUGGGCCCAAUCGUGCUUUCUUCCAUGCCCCCCGAAGUUGCGGCCUGGCAUUCGCAAACGAUACUUGCAGACGCGCGGCGCGUAGCACCAUUCCUAUGCAGUCAGCAAUCUAAAAGGCCUGUCAGUGACUCGAAUCAAAGGAGCCGUGGUGUCCACAUGGCGAUUUUCGCGGGCCAAUCCCAGCUUUCUGACCACACUUCGCAUCGAACAGCCCACGCCUCCAUACGUUUCGCAAACGCUUGUAAAGCCCGCCCAUUCUCAACAAAACGUCUUGUUCAAUCCAGCAGCCUCAAGGGCCGAUUUCUUCAGCUCUCCGGCCGUGCCUGUAAAGAAGGGCUGAAAGAGCCUUGUCCUUAGUGUUCAUAGGUCCUCAGCUUCUCAGCUUCUCAUACCCGCAGCCAACUGCCUCUACAAACACAACCUCGCCAUGUCCGCCUCCAACGAACAAGACCCCAAGCGGACCUACCGCGGCAACUGCCACUGCGCCGCCUUCGUCUAUGAGGUCGAACUCCCCGAGAUCAAGAGAGCGGGCGAGUGCAACUGCAGCGUCUGUGCCAAGAAAGCAGCGCUCUGGGCCUCGUCUGCUCGCGAGGACUUUCGCGUCGUCAAGGGCGCCGAGAGCGAGUUAUCCAACUACAACUUUGGAUCGGGGCAGCUGACCCAUAAGUUCUGUGGAAACUGUGGUACCGCCAUCAUGGUAGACUUCCCCAACGGGCCGCCAGGUAUGAAGAUGGCAUUGAAUGUGCGCUCAAUUCAGGACCUCGACAUUGCCGGGCUGGAGAGAAAACCUUUCGACGGUGCAAGUCUUGGGCCCAAGUAUGAACCUCCGGUUCAUCAGGGCCCGAACCCGACAGCCGAGGUCGAGGGGGGCAAGCUCCACACAGGGAGUUGCCACUGCGGCGCCGUCACGGUGGCGGUCGUCAGUAAGCCCAUCAACGAGACAUAUGAGGGCCAAGUCAUCGAGUGUGAUUGCAGCAUCUGUGAGAGAAACGGAUACAUCUGGCUGUACCUCGAUAUCGACCAGGUCGUGCUGUCGGGAGACGACGACAGCAUUGGGCGCUAUGCCUUCUCCCACCGAAUCCUCUCAAAGACCUUUUGCAAGAUCUGCGGCGUCCCCUUGACCAACCAGUACAACCCGCUGACGGAGGAAGAACGCAGCAUGUUGACGGAGGACGCCCGGCAUUGGCACAACGUGUUCAGAGAGAAACACCCUGUGAAUGCGCGGGUGUUGAACGGUGUGGAUUGGAAGACUCUGAAGACGCAGCAUUCGGACGGCAAGACGCAAUUUCAGCCAGGGUAUGUGAACCCCUGAGCGGCCCAAGCGGUCUUGACGGUUGGUUGAGGCGUGAUGACGUGCGCACGUCUCGUUUCGUCGUUUCCUUGGGUGGGCAUAGCCCCGGCGUGAUAGA